AGCGCAGUUAGUUUUCAAAUAAUCACACAAACUCGUGAGUACUAUUUUCAUGUGUUACCAGUGAUAGUAGACGGUAGAAAGUUUCGAACGCGCAACGCCAGAGUACUCUUUGGAUGAAAAUGACUCUUCAAAAAACUAGCGAGCUACGAGAGAUAACACGCAUUGAACGUAUUGGAGCACACUCACACAUUCGAGGCUUAGGGCUUGAUGAAAAGCUUGAGCCCAAACCAACAGCCCAAGGUAUGGUUGGGCAAGUUAGUGCUCGCAGAGCUGCGGGGCUGCUUCUUGAAAUGAUAAAAGAGGGCAGAAUCGCUGGUCGAGCAGCUUUACUUGCUGGCGAACCUGGCACUGGCAAAACGGCUAUCGCUAUGGGGCUUGCAGCUGCUCUUGGGCCUGAUACGCCGUUCACCGCUAUUUCAGGCUCCGAGAUCUACUCUCUUGAUAUUAGCAAAACAGAGGCCCUCAUGCAAGCAUUGCGAAAGAGUAUCGGAGUGCGCAUCAAAGAAGAAACAGAGAUUAUCGAAGGCGAAGUGGUCGAAAUUCAAGUCGAUAGGCCAGCCACUGGACAGGGAAUCAAGGUCGGUAAAUUGACUUUGAAGACAACGGAAAUGGAGACUGUUUACGACCUGGGUUCAAAGAUGAUAGAGUCGAUGCUAAAGGAGAAGGUCGUCGCGGGGGAUAUCAUCUCUAUUGACAAAGCAACCGGAAAAGUCACAAAGUUGGGACGGAGUUUUACUAGGGCACGGGAUUACGAUGCCACCGGACCGCAGUCGAAGUUCGUUCAAUGCCCUGAGGGUGAAUUGCAGAAGCGGAAAGAGGUUGUCCAUACAGUGACUUUGCAUGAGAUUGACGUAAUCAACUCAAGAACACACGGCUUCCUUGCGCUCUUUUCGGGAGAUACAGGUGAAAUUAAAGCUGAGGUCCGAGAGCAGAUUAAUGCUAAGGUAACAGAGUGGCGAGAGGAGGGCAAAGCAGACAUCGUCCCAGGAGUUCUGUUCGUCGAUGAAGUGCACAUGCUGGACAUUGAGUGCUUCAGUUUUCUUAAUCGCGCUUUAGAGACUGACCUUGCCCCUAUCCUUAUCAUGGCUACCAACAGAGGAAUGACGAAGGUUCGAGGCACAGAUUAUCCAUCUCCUCAUGGCAUUCCUGUGGACUUAUUAGAUCGUGUGCUUAUUAUUUCAACGAUUCCGUAUGUCGAGAAAGAGAUUAAGCAAAUUUUGAAGGUCCGCUGUGAAGAAGAAGAUGUUAAGAUGAAUGACGAUGCCCUCGCGAUACUCACCAAAAUCGGCUCUGAAACCUCCCUCAGGUAUGCCAUUCAGCUGAUCACGACAGCAAAUCUUGUUGCGACAAAGCGUGGCGCAACUGAAGUAGCGAUUCCUGAUAUUAAACGAGUCUAUUCAAUGUUCUUCGAUUCCAAAAGAUCGCAAAGCUUCCUUGACGAAUAUCAGGCACAGUUUCUGUGUCACACAUCUUAAUAAUACCAUAUAGCCGUUUCCUCAAUGUGCAGCUUCACAGCUUCGCUGUGCGCACAUUCUGAAUCUAUCUGUGAGAUGAUUGGCUAUGAAAAGCAUUAAAUAUGUGGAUGGACUGAGAUAUUAAAAAAAAACUCAUGCGUAACAUAUAUCAUAGUAGUUAGAAAUCAGUUUCUAUAGACAGUCUAUCCAUGUUACAUAUAU
Molecule: messenger RNA, 1676 nt
Organism: Varroa destructor (honeybee mite)
Lineage: Eukaryota; Metazoa; Arthropoda; Arachnida; Mesostigmata; Varroidae
Gene: rept
Product: RuvB-like helicase 2 rept
Molecular function (GO): ATP-dependent activity, acting on DNA; ATP hydrolysis activity; ATP binding
Source: RefSeq, a predicted model, not a curated record